This is a messenger RNA of Eimeria necatrix, 333 nucleotides long. RefSeq lists its product as hypothetical. NCBI's taxonomy places the organism in Eukaryota, Apicomplexa, Conoidasida, Eucoccidiorida, Eimeriidae. The record is from RefSeq and is a predicted model, not a curated record.
AUGCGGCGCUGCCGUCUUGCGGAAAUCCAGGCGUGGGCAGCGGGCGGCGUCAUGCGGUAUGCCGGCCUCGGUCAAGCUAGCGCGAGCAUGCCAAAGAGGACCAGCAUAGGCAGAAACCGGGGACAAGACGCAGCAGAGACUAGCGCAGCAGCGGCAGCAGCAGCAGCAGGACAGAACCCGCUCUGCAGCAGCAGCAACUCGUGUGUGUGUCUGUCUCCGCUUAUUUGCUACAUGCAAACGCUGCAGGCCCUCUCAGACACAGACGACCAAGGGGACUCAGGAGCUCAAGGAGCUGGAAUGCGCCGAAAAAAGUUUUGGUUUGCUCUACCAUGA